AUGAACAAAGGCGAAAGUGUCUAUAAACCUCUAUCAGGCAGCAAUAAACAAACAAGUUCAGUUAAAGAUGUUCUUACUGAAUUUAUUCGUUCUACGACAGAUCCAGACAAACUCAUGGACACUAUGCGACCUGUGUAUAUUGACCGUUCUCAUGCAUUUGUAAAAGAAGAGGAACGCAAACAACAACAAAAGAAGCUUAGACAUAAACGCGAUCAUAAAUUAACAGCAAAAGAAAAGAGAAAGCUCAAGGUAUAUGAGAUACCCAAGGAUGCUCAUCAAUAUAAAUUAUUUGAGCCAUUGUCUCAAUUAUGGCAAGGUUAUAUGUCUAAAUUAUUACAACAAGGAUUAGCGAAUUUUGAGCAAAAACUAAUAAAGGCAGAUUUUCAUGGUGCUACUAUGACAGUCAUUCAGAGUACAAAUCCAAGUUAUGUAGGUGUGUCAGGUAUUGUUAUCCAAGAAACAAUGUCCAUGUUUAAAAUUAUUACAAAAGAGAAUAAGCUUAAGCAGAUACCCAAAAAUACAAGUUAUUUUAAUAUUUAUAUUCAAGAAAAAGAUAAAACUUAUACACUUUAUGGCCCUCAGUUUGUUGCAAGACCUGCAGAGCGAGCAUCAAAAAAGUUUAAGCCAAAGCCAUCCAUUAAUUUAUAA
Cokeromyces recurvatus is the source of this 648-nucleotide messenger RNA. RefSeq names its product Rof/RNase P-like protein. Gene Ontology annotation, molecular function: ribonuclease P RNA binding. The transcript has 4 exons. The record is from RefSeq and is a predicted model, not a curated record. Gene Ontology annotation, cellular component: ribonuclease P complex; ribonuclease MRP complex. Bases 1 to 648 code for a protein of 215 amino acids. Gene Ontology annotation, biological process: rRNA processing; tRNA 5'-leader removal. Lineage: Eukaryota; Fungi; Mucoromycota; Mucoromycetes; Mucorales; Mucoraceae.